Messenger RNA from Oncorhynchus nerka (sockeye salmon), 3286 nucleotides. RefSeq names its product anoctamin-2-like. NCBI's taxonomy places the organism in Eukaryota, Metazoa, Chordata, Actinopteri, Salmoniformes, Salmonidae. Gene Ontology annotation, cellular component: plasma membrane. Bases 698 to 2209 code for a protein of 503 amino acids. Gene Ontology annotation, biological process: chloride transmembrane transport. Gene Ontology annotation, molecular function: intracellularly calcium-gated chloride channel activity. The record is from RefSeq and is a predicted model, not a curated record. The transcript is spliced from 11 exons.
AACAGCAGUCCUGUCUCAGAGGAACAUUGGUUAGUGGCCAAACAGCAGUCCUGUCUCAGAGGAACAUUGGUUAGUGGCCAAACAGCAGUCCUGUCUCAGAGGAACAUUGGUUAGUGGCCAAACAGCAGUCCUGUCUCAGAGGAACAUUAGUUAGUGGCCAAACAGCAGUCCUGUCUCAGUGGUCUUUCUUGACCUUUACUGGUGUCUACUGGUCUACCUUGUUCUCUACUUGUGUCUUCUGGUCUAUCUUGGCUUCUGUUGACUUCUACUGGUCUAUAUUGGCUUCUGUUGGCCUCUACUGGUCUAUAUUGAGCUUUACUGGUCUCUUCUGGUCUCUACUGUUCUCUCCUGGUCUCUUCUGGUCUAUUCUGUUCUCUACUGGUCUCUACUGGUCUCUUCUAUUCUCUACUGGUCUACUGGUCUCUACUGGUUUCUUCUGUUGUCUACUGGUCUCUUCUGUUGUCUUCUGUUGUCUUCUGUUGUCUACUGGUUUCUUCUGUUGUCUACUGGUCUCUCUGUUCUCUCUGUUCUUUACUGGUCUACUAGUCUCUUCUGGUCUAUAUUGGUCUCUAAUGACAAUCUACAUGUGCUUGUGCUCUUAAUGUGUCUCUAACCUCUAACCCAGACAGGUGUGGAGAAGCUGACCUGGAGGGACCGUCUGCCUGGAUACCUCAUCAACAUCUCCUCCAUCCUCUUUAUGUUUGGGCUGACGUUCUCUGCGGUUUUCGGUGUGAUCGUGUAUCGUAUCGUCGUUUCCGCUCUAAUGGCGAUGUCACCUGACCCGGAGACCAAGUCUAACGUGCGUGUCACCGUCACGGCAACCGCUGUCAUCAUCAACCUGGUGGUCAUUCUGAUACUGGAUGAGAUCUACGGAGCUGUGGCCGUCUGGCUCACUGAGCUGGAGAUUCCAAGGACAGAGAGUAACUUUGAGCAGCAUCUGAUUCUGAAGGCUUUCCUACUGAAGUUCAUGAACGCCUACGCCCCCAUCUUCUAUGUAGCUUUCUUUAAGGGACGGUUUGCAGGCAGGCCGGGAGACUACGUCUAUGUUUUUAAUGACUACCGGAUGGAGGAGUGUGCCCCUGGAGGUUGUUUAAUAGAGCUAUGUAUUCAGCUCAGCAUCAUCAUGGUGGGAAAACAACUCAUUCAGAACAACGUCUUUGAGAUUGGCAUCCCUAAGUUGAAGAAGUUGAUCCGAGCAUGGAAGGGUAAGGGGAUUUCAUUGGAGGAGAGAGAGGAGCAGCGUGCCAGACCUCCUCAACAGUGGAACCUCGACUACACCCUGGUCCCCUUCGAAGGACUGACCCCCGAGUACAUGGAGAUGAUUAUCCAGUUUGGUUUUGUUUCUCUGUUUGUCGCGUCGUUCCCUCUGGCUCCUCUCUUCGCUCUUCUCAACAACGUGAUCGAGAUCCGCCUCGAUGCCAAGAAGUUUGUCACCGAGCUGCGACGACCGGACGCUGUCCAAGCCAAAGACAUCGGAAUCUGGUACAACAUCCUGAGUGGAAUGGGAAAGUUCUCUGUCAUUAUAAAUGCGUUUGUGAUCUCGUUUACGUCAGACUUCAUUCCCAGGCUGGUGUACCAGUACAUGUACAGUCAGACAGGCACCAUGCACGGCUUCAUAGACCACACCCUCUCUCACUUCAACGUGUCCAACUUCAGACCCGGCAACGCCCCCACCUCCUCAUACCUCCCUGAGACCACCGUCUGCAGGUAUAAGGACUACAGAGAGCCUCCUUGGUCAGCCGAAGCCUACCAGUUCUCUAAAACCUACUGGGCCGUCCUUGCUGCCAGACUGGCCUUCGUCAUCCUGUUCCAGAACCUGGUGAUGUUCCUGAGCCUGCUGGUUGCCUGGCUGAUCCCAGACGUACCGAAGAACAUCAGUGAGCAGCUGAAGAGAGAGAAGACUCUGCUGGUGGACGUGUUCCUCCGGGAGGAGAAGGAGAAGUUCCACCUCCUCCAGAGCCUCUUCUCCUCCAAGGACCAGCCCAGCCAGGGUCACCCCAACACGGCCCACUUCCGUACUCUACCCCUAGGCCUCUCUCAGGGCCUAGGCCAGCCCCCGGGCGGAGAGGGAGGGGAAACCCGGGCGAGAUGCAGGGCUGCCAGUUUCAGCCAGUUCACCAGACAGAUGUCCAUGUCUCCUAGCAACAACGCAGGCCGACAGAUGUCCAUGUCUCCUAGCAACGACGCAGCCCGACACACAGCGGUCUGACACGCUACUGUAGCGGUUGGAUACAAACGUUCUUUAUCCCCACGGGAGAAGUUCAGACACUAGUGUGGUAACUACAUGGAGUCUGAAUGCUCCUCUGUGGUCUCUCACCCAUGUAGACUUGGUGUUCUCUUUCUGAAGCAGUGUGAUGAUGGAACAUACUGAUCAUGGACUUGUUCUUCCGGCCAGGUAUAAUCUACGUAUUCUUGACCAUUGUAUGUUAAUUAAUCUGCAUGAUGAGAAGUGACUGUAUAGUUCCCCUAAGGAAAAACACCUUCAGCCUGACGGUCUUCUCUGAGAGAGCUUCCCAUGUCUGGGACACACAUGGAGCUGCUGUUUACCUUCACCAAUAACCUAAAGACAUGGCUAACGGACAGUCAGGUGUGUCAACACCAUCCCCCAGCUGUGUAGACCUGCUUUCCAUGCUGUCUGCUAUACAGUCAGGUGUGUCAACACCAUCCCCCAGCUGUGUAGACCUGCUUUCCAUGCUGUCUGCUAUACAGUCAGGUGUGUCAACACCAUCCCCCAGCUGUGUAGACCUGCUUUCCAUGCUGUCUGCUAUACAGUCAGGUGUGUCAACACCAUCCCCCAGCUGUGUAGACCUGCUUUCCAUGCUGUCUGCUAUUCGGUCAGGUGUGUCAACACCAUCCCCCAGCUGUGUAGACCUGCUUUCCAUGCUGUCUGCUAUACAGUCAGGUGUGUCAACACCAUCCCCCAGCUGUGUAGACCUGCUUUCCAUGCUGUCUGCUAUACAGUCAGGUGUGUCAACACCAUCCCCCAGCUGUGUAGACCUGCUUUCCAUGCUGUCUGCUAUACAGUCUUGGCUCGUUUUCUGUCAUGCUGUUUGGUUGCUUUUUGUGUUGUUGUUCUGCCUGUCUGUGUUACUGGUCAUAUGUUGGUCUGUCUGUGUGUUACUGGUUAUAUGUUGCUCUGUCUGUCUGUGUCUCUGUCUGCCUGUGUUACUGGUUAUAUGUUGUUCUGUCUGUCUGCCUGUGUUACUGGUUAUAUGUUGCUCUGUCUGUGUGUUACUGGUUAUAUGUUGCUCUGUCUGUGUUACUGGUUAUAUGUUGCUCUGUCUGU